Molecule: messenger RNA, 1137 nt
Organism: Saitoella complicata NRRL Y-17804
Lineage: Eukaryota; Fungi; Ascomycota; Saitoellomycetes; Saitoellales; Saitoellaceae
Product: mitochondrial TOM complex subunit Tom40
Exons: 1
Coding region: 1-1137 (378 amino acids)
Biological process (GO): protein import into mitochondrial matrix
Cellular component (GO): mitochondrial outer membrane; mitochondrial outer membrane translocase complex
Molecular function (GO): transmembrane protein transporter activity
Source: RefSeq, a predicted model, not a curated record
AUGUCCGCCGGAUCAUACGCUGCCGCCGCCCCCACGCACGUCACUUCCGCCGUCCCAACACCCGAAGCUACUCUUCCUGCCCUCUCCCUCGCGACCGAGCCUGAGGCUUCAUGGACUCGUUUCGUCCCCUCCUCCGUUACUUCAACCGUUGACAGCAUCGCCGCAUGGCGCGCGUCCCUCGGUCUCACCAACCCCGGUACCUUCGAGAACUUGACCGGUAAGGUCCAGAAGGAGGUUCUCUGCGGAAACUACAUGUUCACCGGUAUCAAGGCCGACCUGAGUAAGGCUGUUGCCGUCUCCCCCGUCUUCCACUUGACCCACGGAUUCGCAUUGGGAUCUCAGGUCGCGCCACCAUACUCUUUCGGUGUUUUCUUGGCUCAGGGAUCAUCGUUCUUGAGGGGUUCCAUGGACAGCGAUGGUUCCCUCCAGGCUAUGGCUAACAGCGCUUGGAACUCCAACUCUUACACCCGUGCUCAGGCUCAGAUUUCUUCUGUUCCUGGACAGUCUCUCCUUCAGGUCGAGCACGACUACCAGGGCUCUGACUUCUCCGCUAACUUGAAGGCAAUGAACCCCUCCAUCCUCGACAACGGCAGACUUACUGGUAUCUUUGUCGGUAACUACUUGCAGUCCAUCACUUCUCGGUUCGCGCUCGGUCUCGAGGGUGUUUGGCAACGUCCUCCCGCCUCUGCUGGUCCAGAGAGCGUGAACCUUGCCUAUGUUGCCAAGUACGCCGGUGAUGACUGGAUUGCCGCUGCUCAGCUCCUUGGCGGUGGUAGCGCUAUCAACGCUACUUUCUACAAGAAGUUGUCCGACAAGGUUGAGGCUGGUGUCGAUAUCCAGCUCGUCAACGGUGGCGGUAACCCCAUGAUGGGUCCCCAGAAGCAGGCCGUCACGGCCGUCGGUGCCAAGUACGAGUUCAGAGCCGCGACCUUCCGGGGACAGGUCAACUCUGAGGGUAAGAUUCAGGUCUACCUGGACAAGAGAAUCACCCCCGCUUUGGGUAUGCAGUUUGCCGUUGAUGUCGACCACGCCAAGAACGCUGUCAAGCUUGGUUUCGGAAUGAGCUUGGAGACUGCUGAUGAUGACUUGCAGAAGGAGAUGGAGGCUCAGCAGGCUGGUGCGCCGGGAAUGUUCUAA